Molecule: messenger RNA, 816 nt
Organism: Sporothrix schenckii 1099-18
Lineage: Eukaryota; Fungi; Ascomycota; Sordariomycetes; Ophiostomatales; Ophiostomataceae
Exons: 1
Coding region: 1-816 (271 amino acids)
Source: RefSeq, a predicted model, not a curated record
AUGUCCAGUGAUGAUCCAUGGAACCAAACGGCGGCCGACAACGCUGAGUGGCUGAUGCGAUUUAAGCGUGAUGUCGGUAUCCUGCCGGCCGAGGACGGUCCGGGUCUACCGACAGACUUCACGGCAUGGAGCGUGUCCCAGGGCGGUACUGGAUUUGCACCGCCGUACUGUUUCCCCAAGACGCCGAUCGCACCAUUCCCGUCUCCGGAAGACGAGGCUGGUGAUGCGAGCAGUGGGAUGAGCCACAUCUCGGCGACGCAGAUGCAAAACACGACCAUGCUCGGCAUUGAUUUCGAGCUGCCGUCGGAGACGGCCAACAAGUUCCUCCAGUCGUUUACGACUCGCUAUGCAAAACCCGCAACCGUGUUCUGCUCUCGAGAGCUCGAGAACGGCCUAACCGACUAUGUGCGAACGACCGUGGCUCAGAACGGCCAGCCGUUCCCCGACGACGAAGCUCUUCGCGCCAAGGCGCGCGAGAUUCUUGGGCGCACGCCGGAGCUCGGCACGCCGGCCGACGACAAGGAGCUGCUGGACAAGUUCAAGGAAAUGGUUCGUGGCAUGCUGACGGCCAGCCAGACACUGCAGGGCAUGGCACAGCUGCCGACGAUGCCCGAGGUGUUUGACAUGAACCUCGGCGAUGCCACAUCGAUGAACCUGGCCAACAACCAUCAGCAUGUCAACGGCAUGCCAUUGGACAUGGGCGGGAUGAACGUCGACCUGAACCUGGAUUCGGUGACGCAGGAGGACUUGGACAACAUGCUUCAAGAUAUGAACUUUGAGUUCGAAGAAGGCGUUGAUUUGAUAAACAGACACUGA